UUUUAAGUUUGGCGCCAAAUCACCAUAACAUUUGUACCACGUGCGGGAAGCGGUGGGUCUUGCAUUUUCUCUUACUCUUUGGCAAAUUCUACUUUUCAUGUGUGGUGGAGGACGAAGCGAGGGACCCGGGAAGAUGAUGUCGCGGAGAUCUCGGGCGCCUGCCAGGGCAUCAGUGGCCAAUGCAGUGCCAGCCAAGCCAGGUCGAGGCCGGGGUCGGAAGCGCACCCAAACAGAAAUUCCAGCAACAGAGCCCAAGAAAGUAAAACUUCAGCUUGAGGUGCCACAGGUGGACAGUGGUGUGGUCCUCACAGUGGGCAUGGGGGAUGUGGGCCAGCUGGGUCUUGGUCCAGAUGUUGAGGAGAAGACACGGCCAGCUGUGGUGGAUCUCCCAGAGGGCAUUGUUGCCAUAGCUGCUGGCGGUCUUCACACAGUGUGCCUGGACAAGAAUGGAAAGGUACACACGUGGGGCUGCAAUGAUGAAGGUGCACUGGGCCGCAACACUACCUGUGAAGAGGACUGCUUCAUCAGUGGUGUAGUGGAGUUGGAUGCCAAAGUGGUACAGAUUUCUGCUGGGGACUGCCAUUCAGCAGCACUCACAGAGACUGGCGAUGUGUACAUAUGGGGCUGUUUCAGGGACAACAAUGGACCACUUGGUCUGGUGACAGAAGGAAGUGGGAGCAGGACCCCUCAACAGGUGCUGGCAGGUACACCAGUCAUUAAGGUGUCUUCAGGAAACAACCAUCUAGCCCUGCUGUCCCAGGAUGGCCAGGUGUUCACUUGUGGUUGUGGAGAGAUUGGGCAGCUGGGAAGGAUUGCUGAGGUAUUUGCCUCUAGGAGCUCAAGGAACAGGAAUGGAAUACAGGCACUGCUUGACCCCCAGCCCAUCAAAGUGUAUUAUAGACGCAAGGCUGUUUUGUUUGAUGAGGUCUGGGCCGGAGGGUUGGGGACCUUUGUACGUGCCAAGGCCACUGGUGACAUCUAUGGCUUUGGGCUCAACAACUACAACCAAAUGGGGGAUGAUGACACCAACCAAAAGUUCCAGCCAGUGCGACUCAAGAACUUUGCUGGGAAGACUUGGAAGCAACUCUCAAUAGGACAGCAUCACAGUUUGGGAGUGACAGAAGACGGAGUUGCUCACUGCAUGGGGCGGCGGGAAUAUGGACGACUUGGUUUGGGUGAGCUGAAGGAGGACAUGAAGAAACCAACACCCAUCACUUCACUGGAGGAACACAAGGCCAAGAGUGUGUCUGCUGGGGAGUGCGUCUCACUGGUGGUGGUAGAGGGAGGCCAGGUGUUUGGAUUUGGCAUGGGCACCAAUAACCAGCUGGCCCAGGGUGAUGAUGAAGACCAGCUGGUGCCAGUGCCUCUGGGAGGGAAACAGUUGGCUGAGCGGAAUGUGGUCACAGCGCAAGCAGGUGGCCAACACACAGUCAUCCUUGCUGUCCCAAAGUGACCCCUGGGACACUAGGGAAAGAAAUCAAUUAAUACUGUGACAUUGUAUGGUUGCCCUUCCCUUUCACCUGGCAUCACCUUGCUCAAGUGUCUUAAUACCCUUCUAUUGAUUUCCACUUCAUCACUUAAGCAGCCAGAUGUUACUUUGCAUAAUAAUUACUCUUCCUUCCUCCUCCCAUCACUUCAUACUCAACAGUUGUGUAUGUGGGAAUGUCUGAUGCAUUGUUGCUGGAUAAUUUCAGUGUGCAUGUGUUGCAAGGGGUGGUGUGGACAUUUGGUUACAGGUGAGGCCAGAGUUGGGGAUUUCAGGUGAUUCAGUCAUUAGUAGUUUUAAUUUCCAUUUUUGUUUUACUUGAGUGAAAACUAAAUCUCAUUGUUAGCUUUAGUUGAUUUCAUGUUCCGUUUUUAUUAAGACAAAAUGUAAACUUUGUUGUUAGUUUAACUUAUUGUGUAGGAAACUUGGGUGUGUCAUGAUAUGAUGUUUGCUUCCAAAGCUUAAGUUAAACUGCACAUGAGCUCAAUUUCAUUGCAUACUUAAUACGUGAAAGCAAGCUGUGUCUACUAUGUUCCAUGUUUUUUACAAGUUUUGUCAAGACUGAAAAUUUUAAACUUAAAUUCAUGAUAGAGUACAAUAUUUCUGUGAUGUAAUGUACUUUGUAGGAGGAUAUUACAAACAGAAGGUUUGCCCUUGUAAUUUAUCAAUUGAUAAAGAUAUUUUCAUUUUUCUUUUUAUUAUUAUCAAAAAUAAAAUGUUGGGUGGUGGAAUUAAUAAAAGUGGGAAGUCUACAGAUAAUGAGGAUUACCAUACUGUGGAAAGAGAGUGUAGGGCUAGUGUUAAAGACAUUGAUGUACAGUGGCCACAAAAAAAUAAACUAACUGUAAAAAACACAGCAUGCCCAUAUACUUAAGCUUUGAUGUUUGAUUUAUAGCCAUGAGAGGUUUAUAAAGUGGUAAAUUUUCACGUGUGAUAACUCACAUGCCCGAUGAUGCUAUGCUCAGUUUUUUAAUUGGUAACAGUAACUGUCAAGCAAGGGAUGGAGGGAGAUAUCUCUCCCCACACUCGCUGUCUGUUACUGCCUGUUUCUGCCUCACAGCGACCUUCUCAUUUCAUCGCUUAUAUUUAAUUUUCCUUACAUUACAAAGAGUCCUGGCAAUCUUAACAAUGAAGAAAUGUUGUGAUGAUGGCAUUUGUUUGAGAGGCUCUCAGUAAUUGUGAGACUAGAAGAUAAGAUGAGAAGCAGCUGUCAUAUGGGUAGUGAAGGCUGCACUAGCAACUGAAAGUUUUAACUCUGUCACCUUGCAGCUCACAAGCCUCUUCUGACCUAGAGAAUGAGGAGUGACUCAGUUUUUGCAAAGCAUACAUCCUAUCAACUUCACUCUUGUAUUAGUCUUCUCCAAGAGCCUUUCUUUCUCUUGGGAGUGACAGCUAUUCCCAGUGCUGGUGAAACUUUUGCCAUCUGUGUGAAUGCUGACUCUGAUCUUAACUUCCUUUCAAGCUCAAAAUUACUUAGUCCCUCACAAAGAAACACCAUCACAUCUUUUUUUUGUUAAGCUUGCCCAAACCCAUUAUUAUUCAAGGCGAAUUAAGUGUGAGCAAUAAAAUGAGAGGCGGAAGAGCACGUGAGAGGCAUCUACCCCUUUGUGCCUGACAGUUACUGUUAUUGAUUUAAAACUGAGCAUACCAUCAUCAGCUGCCAUACAUGACAAUUUAUCACUUUUUGAUACUUCCCAUGGCUGUAAAUUGAACAUCAAAGCUUUGGUCUAUGGGCAUGUUAUGAUGUUUAGAGUUCGUCAAUUCUUUUGCAGCCAUUGUACAACAUGAAAUUUGUUAAACUGGGAGUAUAAAACCACAUAAAUGAAGACUGCAUAAACUGUGGCAUUAGACUUGUGUAAUAUGGCGAAUAGGAAAUGCUUUGAAAAUUAUAUAAAUAGCCCACUAUUACAGACUAAGGUUUUUAGCCAAAAACAUCAUUAGCUGUGGCACUGAAAUGGUCACAGUUCCCUGUAAUGAAGAACAUGAGUCACACCAUGCAUGAAUAUAAUUCAUUCUUACUGUAAUGGAGCAGUCUGGUGAAACUCAGCUGCAGUGUUUUUACUUAUUGAUCUGCUAUGAAUCUAGCUCAUGAAAAACCAAGUUUUGUAUCCUCUAAGUAAGGAGCAGUCUUGGCACAGCUCUAGAAUGACAAAGUACAAUCUGCAGCAUACUUCUCCAGGUAGGUAGAUAUGAUUGGAUUUUGACUUCCAUAUCAAGCUCUUACAUGCAGUUAAUAAACAUGAGGCUACUCAGGAUGUGACGACAAUUCUGGUUAUGAGGAGCCUCCUUAUAAGCAAAUUGAGAGUAAUGUGAUGCAGCAGUGUGGCUGAUGAGAGUGCACAAGCAAGCCAACCUGAGCAGUGUUGCUGUUUCUGGUACAAAUGUAUCAGUUUAGGUACUUUAAGGUGUACUAAAUACAAAUGGUAUGGUGUUCAUUAGAUUUAGGACUAAAUAAGGAACUUGCUUGUGUGUUCAUUUCAAAAUUUUCAGAAAUAUGAUGCACAGUAUAUUAUAUUUGUCAUGUACUUGUUACUGUUCAAUAAAAUACUGAUUCCUA
This is a messenger RNA of Scylla paramamosain (green mud crab), 4043 nucleotides long. Its product is annotated as regulator of chromosome condensation-like. Lineage: Eukaryota; Metazoa; Arthropoda; Malacostraca; Decapoda; Portunidae. Gene Ontology annotation, cellular component: cytoplasm. The transcript is spliced from 9 exons. The record is from RefSeq and is a predicted model, not a curated record. The coding region runs from base 98 to 1453 and encodes 451 amino acids. Gene Ontology annotation, molecular function: guanyl-nucleotide exchange factor activity.